Porites evermanni is the source of this 13596-nucleotide messenger RNA. The record is from the annotation of a GenBank genome assembly. NCBI's taxonomy places the organism in Eukaryota, Metazoa, Cnidaria, Anthozoa, Scleractinia, Poritidae.
AUGGAUAUUCUCUGGAAUCACCCAUUGUUUUUCAUUGCAACUGGUAUCCUUUUUGUAUUUUGUUUAAAGUUACAAUGUAUAAGUUAUCUUUUGAAACAUUAUAGUGAUGAUCAUCACAGAUCUUUCCAACCUUACCAUGAUGAUGAUGAUGGUUUUGAAGGCAACUAUAGCUACAACUAUGGCUACAAUCCUUAUCGGCCACCUUCAGGAGGAAUUAAGGGAAAAGUUGAACAAAAAUACUGGCACACAAAGCAAACAAUGAUUCAAAAGUUGGGAAAGGAGCAGGACUCAUUUGUGGUUGCUGGGGACUCUGAAGUGGAUGCACGUCUAGAGGUACACCUGUACACUGUCUGUAAGAAAAAUAAUAAUGGUAACUACAGUAUUACAACUGAAAGGUUACUGAGUGCAGGCGACAGCAACUGAAGGUUAAAAAACUUUUCCUGCAAUGUUGUGCUUUGCGUAAUUUCACAUGAUAGAUGAUCAAAACAUGCAUCAUCAGCAAGCCUUAAGUUUUCAAUUCCCUUGGAAAAUAAUUUUUUUGUUUCUGUGCCUGGAGAUCAUGGGAAACCAUCUAAAACAAUUUUUUUGGUUCCAUGAAAAUUCAUGGCAACCCACCUCUUAAAUUUUUUCAAUUUUUGGAAAUUCAUAUAUUUUUUUCUUGGCCCUGGAAGCCAUAAACUAGUGAUGUUCAAUGCACUUUGAAAACAAUUCAAGAUGGGGAACAUUAGAAAGAUGAUAAGAUGCUAUAUCAACAUUCUUGUUUCGUAUAUAACCUAAGUCAUCACCAAGAAUUGCUCUACUAGUUUAGAAUCUGAGUGGAAACUAUAGAUUGAUCCUAAGACUGAAAAUGUCACUGGGAAACUAUUUUCCAGUUCUGUUAUUUUAGGAACCACAGUAAUGUCAUGGUACCGGAAACAAUCAUUACUGUGAAAUCCCAGGGCUUAAUCAGUGAAUGAUAGAACGUUCAAAUGUGCAUGUGCAGAUUGUACAUUCCAUUCCAUUCAUUUUUAGAGGAAGUCCAAACAAAGCUGAGAAAAACUGCAGAGAUAUUAAUGUGCCAUAGGCUUUCUGCAUGUUGUCUCCUUGAGCACUUGCCAUUGAUUACACAAGUUAAUUAUGUGUCUUUGACAAUUUUUGCAGGCCUUCAGGCAUAUACAGAAGACAUGUAUAGAUAUACUAAAGGCAAUAGAAGUAUAUCAAAAUAGGAUAUUUGGUAGGUACACAUUGUUCACAUGGAACGCUGUUGCGCUAUCUUCAUGAAAACCAUUGUGUUCUGACCAGGUAUUAGUAUAUGUAUAUCAGGCAUGUGUAUACGUAUAUUUGGUAUUGAUCCAUGUAGAAGUGUACAAAAUUAUUUAGCAGUAUAUAUUGCUACAGAUAGGUUGUCUGGGAUCCCUGUGUUAGAAUGCAACAAUGGAAACAAAUGAAAAUGAUUUCUUUGUUUGUUCAUUUAUUUGUUGCCAGUCAUGGCUGCUGCCUAAGAAAAUGUUUUUGGAGCCCUUCAGGCUAUCCAAGUAAAAAGUUGGGAGCCUAAGCCUCAUUUCUAGGAGCCCAUUGAUCGAUAAACUUGAAAAACUCAAAAUUUAUUAGGGCAUGAAUAGUAGCAUAAUUAUGUAAGGUUCAACUGACAUUCAAGGGCCAAUCUCCUUUUUGCUGUUGGUAAAUUUAUUUUCCUUAACCUCGCCCGUGGUGCCAGAGGUGUUUUUUUUACCUAAUUGUACUUCGAGAACAGACCUGGAACCAAGGUACCCAACCUAGUUUUAAUUAGUUUACUGGAAUGACCUUUAAUAGGCAGUGUCUAGAUUUUCUUUGCUGUAAGUAAGUUGACAGUCUCAACCAGAUCCUAGAAGGUUGAUUCGCGCCUCUCGAAACUCGAUUCAUUCAAAUCUUCAGACGCCUGAGUCUCAAGUUUUGCGUUUCGAGUUUCAAGAGACCAGCAGUUUUGAAUUUUUACCACUCACAAGGAUUUUGAGGAAACUAUUUAUUUCUAAAGAAAAAAAAAAAAAACCAUUUGCACAUUCAGGGGUUCACACCAACUGACAGUGCUUUAUACAGGUACAGUUUAGGUAAAGUUAAGUUAAAGUUUUUAAGCAAUAAAUUAAAAAAGGACCAACAAAAGGGUUUUUAUCUUGAAUUUUGGAAAAUUGACACAGUGUUUUUGUAUGAAGUCUUUCUGUUGAACCACAAAAAGUUUUUUUUGGUGCAAAACAUCUUAAGGUAUGUAUUUACAUCAGUGGCAUGCAAUGGCAUAGAUUGAAAUAGGAUUUUAAAUAGCUGCAGUGAAUCUUUUUUCAAAAGCUGCAAUGUUUUUGCGAGCCUCUCAAAAAUUACCUUAAAACGGACAACAAAAAGAAAGAACGGCAUAGAUAACAAUGUAUAAAUGAUGUAAGAAAUCUUUGACUGUACCAUCUGUAGCAAGAUAGAAAAUGCUAAUCUUUGAUCGUCGUAGAUGGAGGUAAAAUUUGCAUAAUUAUGUCAAGUGUAAUUUGAAACCUCUUGCUUUUUGCAAGCAUCGCAACUUUGAAACAUACAACAACAACCUAACAGUUCUAGAGGCAAACAAAACACCGGGAAAAGAAGGCACGUGAUGAUUUUGAUACCGAAAGUUUUUCUAAGACUAUUAAAUUCAUUCGAGAUCAUUUUCAGACAAGAAACUUUACUGUAUUGCAGCGGAAGCCCCAGGAACAGAAGUUAGAGAAGCAAAUUUUAAGGGUGGUGGACAAAAGACUGGUGGACUACCCUAAAAUAGACUACAUCACCAAAGUUUAGUGAUUAGGGUAAGGAAACUGAGUGAAUCAAGUUUCAGGUCAGUGUUCCAAGUAUAAUGACCCUAAAUGGAACCUGAUUCACUCAGUUUCCUAACCGUAAUCACCAAACUACUCUAGGGUAGUCCAUGAACUGGGGGUCAGUGUUUUGUCCACCACCAAUUUCAAGACAAGUGCUUGUUUGUUUAUUUUUUAUCAGUGGGACUUUUUUGCCUACAGUCGAUGACCACACAUUUUGCAUUUUCAUUUCAAAAGCACAGAAUGAGGAGGGAAUUUUGUUGUUUGUUCAUUGGAAGUUGGCAUGGAAGCUAUUGCCAUAAGAAUCAUGAGUUUCAAGUGCCCAUGUGGGCUCCUUGUUUAGAAGUUUAGUUGCCCGCUGGCAAAUCGUAGGCACCUCCGGUGACCUGGCAGCCCUUACCCAGCAGCCUUGCCAAUAUUCUCUCAUUACUCUUGCGCACACGUACAGUACAUUAAAAUUCCUUGAAUUUUUGGCCUGGACAAGUGUAUGAACCCUGUGAGAAGUGUGCUUUGCAUGUAGGUGGCAUACCCCCAUAAACCUACGGAUGUAAGAAAAUCUGGUUAUGAUGUCAGGGUAUGCCCAUCCGUCUGUCUGUGCAAACUCUGGGAGGUAGGAAAAUCUCUGAAGGAGGAGAAAGAAGUCUCAGUUUUAGGGCAAAGCAAACUAGUUUAAAGGCAACCAAUGGAAUUUAAAAGUGAAUUUUUAAGGCUUAGUGACCCUUUUGGUCCAGGACCAAUCUAGUCUCAGAUUGUUUAAAAUCUUGACAGGUGAAUUUAUGCAUAAAUACUAAUUCAGCAUGUAGAAACAGGGUUCAAAAUUGCAACUCACUGGUUGCCAAUGCAACUAAAGUUUGGGUGCUGGUGACUACGUUUUAAGACCUGGUCGCCAGUUGGCAAGUCAUCUUCUGUUUCAAUAAGAUAACCUCUUGUCCUGGAUCUGUAAUCAAUAAUUAUAGUAAUAGUAAACUCACUAACGCUCUGCUUCAUCCAGCAACUCAAAGGGGAAGCCUCACAAGGCAAGACUUAACAACGUACACAUUUUGCCAUAUAUCAGUUUGCUCCUUUUUCAAUGUUAGACUUUAAUGUUCUUCUUAUAUUCUUCUUACAAUUCUCCAGAGCUGGCUAGUCCCACUGGUAAGAUAGUGGUCUUGUCUUCGUACACUGUACUGUGUACCUUCGUUGCUAAAUCCAAUGGUGUUCCUGUUCCUGUUCACUUUUUUCUUUCACUGCCACUCAUUUUCACCUUGGUGGCCACUAGCAUUUCUCAAUUUCUCACCAUCACUACAACAUUUUCAUGUUUUUCUUUCAACAAAAUUGGUCUCAGUUGUUUUUUUAUUUCUCACUCUAGCUCUUUCUCUGUUAUCCACGUUAAUGUAGACAUGAAAAUUUAAUCGAAAGAAAGGCUUGGGCUUGUUGUUUUUUUUCUCUCUAAAAGUCCGGGUGGCAAUGAGAUUUACUGCCAAAAUGUGCCGGGUGCUUGAAAUGCAAAAUUUCAUCCCAGCUUACAUGAAGGGGUGGAUGUACGUACAUAUGGACGAUUUUGUCAGCAUCAAAAUUUCUUGGAUGCAUAGAUAACUAGAUUUUCUUACCCAUGGUGCUUAGCUGCAUGUGCUUUGUGUGCACGAGAGCUCUGCUAUUACUAAAUGCAGUGGUAUUCUCUAUGUUAAUAGAGAGGAGAAGUCGUUAGGUUACAUUGCCAUGGUAGCAAAAUUUUUGAAUGACGACAAACCAAAAAUUCACUUAAAAAGUAAUUUUGCACUGUUUCAUUUAAUUUGUCAAAUGUUAGCGAAAUUUUCUGGAUUUAAUCUGAAAGGACCAUAUCUGAGUUUAGAAAAAGAAAAAGAAACUUUUUGUGUUGUGUUCACCUACUCUAUAAUGGGGGCGCGUGAAAUUAGAAAGUUUCAUGUCACAGUUGCGCAAAGACGGCUAAGAAAAGUACAAAAAAGUGUGCAAAGUUGUUGUUUUGCUUAUCUAAACCUAUCAGGUUCUUUUGCCUUUGUCGUUACUGUUGCCAUCGUUGUUGCCUUAUCUCAGCCUUAUUGUUGCCAUCCAUUUAUUUGGCUACCAUGGUAACUCAAUGUCACACUUCUCCUCUCUAUUUGAAAAUUGUAAAAUCGACACUGUUCAAAAGAUUCUUAACUGAAGUUUCAGCAAUGCUGCCUUCUUCAGGGUACAAGACUAGGGUAUUCUCUAUGAUUUGAUAUUUCAAUUUUAGCAUUGUCUCAAGAUGAGAAUGAAAUGGGACGCUUUCUCCGAGAGCAAGGUUCACAGGAUAAAUCCAAGGCUGGAAAAAUGAUGAUUGCAGUGGGCAAGGCUCAGAGUUAUUCAGCUCAGCAAAGGUACAUUAAGCUACACUGGACAUGAUUUUAUUACCUUUGUUAUCUUGUACUUGCUGUUAUUUAACAGUUUGUUCUCUUUUAUUACUUUUUACCUUCAUUUUAUUACACAUGUAUUUUCAGUCACUAAUAAAGAGAAUUCUCUUCAAAAGGAAACAGUGGUGCAAAUAGCUAAAUAAAUACCAAAAUAAUUUAUCAUGAUUAACAGCAGUACAGUGUAGGUUUUCAAGAAAUAUUAUAUACAGUGGAACCUCGAUUUAAUGAACCUCUAUAUAACAAAAUCUACAGUAUAGUGAACAAUCUUCUUCAGCUGGGCUAAAUUUACAACAAAAUGUAUGGAACAAGACCUUGAUAUAACAAACCUCAAUUUAACGAAAUCCACUUCAUAACGAACACAAUUAGAAAUGCAAACGUAAGAUAAUGUACCUUGAUAUAAUGAAUAAAAUUUAUUCAUUAUAUCAAGGUAUAUUUAAUAAUGUCAACAUGUGACAGAAAGAUAGCUAAAGAUGAAUGCAAAACAGACUAACAAGGAUAAUGUGUAACGUAGUUUUAAGCAGUUUUGUUUGCCUGUUCUUGUGUUUCUAGUGUCGUAGCUAUGUACAGCUCCGAACUGAGACAGUAGUUUCAUAUGCAAAUGUUUAUUACAGAAAUUGCUCAGAUCCCGAAAUGCUGGGCAUUGGGAAUUAAUCAUUAACUAUACCUGGAUAUCACAAAGAUUUUGCUUGUUUUCCCAAAAAUUCGUUAAAUCAAGGUUUUCUACAUAACAUACCCUGGAUCUAACAAACAAAAUUAAUUUUCCCAGUCCCUUGGCCUUUUGUUAUAUCAAGGUUCCACUGUAUCUAGAAUGUUUUAUAAUCAAGUGAAAGGGUGCCACUUGCUAUAAGAGUCAAAAGCAAAAAUUUGUCUUGCUAGACAAGGUCCAUUGGUAAAAUGUACAUGGCUAAUUUCGUAAGUUUCACUAGUGCAUAUAAGUAGUUGGUAAUUGAUUACACAACAGGGACCUUUAGAUUGUAAGACAAUUAGGACAACCAUAUAAGAACAAAUUGCUCUCAAUUCUAAGUAGUGUGCACACAUGAAUCAGUGUGAUUUUGGCAUUAAACCAUGAUUCUAGUAUGGAUUUAAGCUUUUUUUAGUUUUAAAAUGUUAUUGUGUCUGAAACAAGUUACCAAAUGUUAGUCUUAUCAUUUUUCAAUCUACAUUGUACUGAGGGCAAGCUUAACUUCCAUCAAUAAAAGUAACUGUGUUUUCACCUUUCUGUUGAAGGAAAUGAAGCUUUCCAGGGUGUCUAUUUUUUUUUUGACAAUAUGUGAAAAAAAGUCGUGAAGUCGAAUCUCAUUCUCAGAGUCAUACUGGUCCUUGAAUCUAACAGUUUCUAAUAAUGAAAGAAGGACAACAGCCAAAAGAAAUCUCUGUUAGCUAAAAACGUGUACAGUCAUCUCUCUCUAAGACAGACACCUUUGGGCCCAGCACUAAGUUUCCAUCUUAGAGAGGUGGCCAUUACUCAACUAACUCCAAUUUUGCUCUCUGAAUAGGUUAAGCCUAAGAACCCCACUAGUGCGACUGUACCAGGAAGUUGAAACAUUUCGAUUUCGUGCCAUCUCAGACACAAUUCAAACUGUUACCCGUAUGGAGCAAGCAAGAACAGACUACAGAGCAGCGCUCCUAUGGAUGGCAAACUUAUCUAAAGAAUUGGAUCCAGAAGAGUAUAAGAGAUUAGAUAAAUUUAGAGAGGUCAGUUGCUGAAGUCAGCCUUUUCUUGUCAUAAAUACUGUUGGAUACAUCUAGUUGAUGACAUUAAUCAAUCAGGCUAAUUAUCUACAUGCAUACUACACUAUCCACUAGCCUGAUAGCAAGCAUUUCCAUGCUUGUUCUUUACAAAAAUCAAAAGAAAGACGUUCAAAAGUGACAGUCCCUUUAUCUUUUACCGUUUAGCUUUCUCUCUUAUUUUGCUUCUGUGACAAAUUUAUAAUGUUGAUGCUGACUCAGGGUUGUCACUAAAAUUUCAAGUUGCCGGCUAAAUACAAAAAGUAGGCGAGGAAUAAAACAGUUAGGGGUUUCUUUUGGUUUUAUUUUUCUACUAUUUUCCUUUGAAAGUAGCCAGGGGCCACUUUCGUAGUAGCAUCUCUUUAUGAUAUCUUCUGGCUAAACAUUGGAAAUAAAGUUUUGGUUUCAAUGCACCGGUUUGAGAUGCAAAUUAAACCUUAGAAACCCACACAUUUCAUUGUAAUCUCUCACAGAAGCUUAAAGAAAAAAAUGAUCUCCUUGUUCAGUUUUCCUAUUCAGAGCAAGCCUUGUGAGGGCUGACAUUUCCAGUUGUGUUUUACUGUCAUCAGUUAAACUAAUUGGUGGCACCUCAUUUUCCAGCCAAUUGUAUUUCUCUUUGUGUUUGAAAAGGGGAACUGUCUGAUAAUUUCUUAAGUUAUCGUAGCAAGCUCUGAUAACCCUGAUGGCCUUGCUGGUUGCCCAGGUUUUCUUUUGCAGAUCACUUUGCUCGCCCCUAAAAAUGGAAUACAUGCUUGCAGGGUAACAGACAAUGCAUUUAACAAGAUGUACACAAGUAGAAAAUUGCAUCAAUGCUUUCCUUAAUCACCUUAUUUCUGGUAUUCAGGUUCAGAGUCAAGUCAGAAGGGGUAAAAAGAAAUUUGAAAAGCUGAAAAUUGAUGUCAUGCAAAAGAUAGAUCUUCUGUCAGCAAGUAGAUGUAAUUUACUUUCAAGCACUCUUGCAGCAUAUCAGCAGGCCCUGCUCAAGUUUUGGGAAAAUACUUCACGAACUAUGACCCAAGUUUCUGAACAGUUUAAAGGAUUACCAACAUACCAGUUUCAGAUGUUAAAAAGCCUCAACCCUUUGGCCAUUGAAAGUGGGGAUAAAGAAAAGGAAGAAGAGGGAAAAGAGGCGAACCCUGGCAAAGAAUCAGAGGAAAGCAAUGUAGAUUCAACAAAUGGUGUUACAAAACAAACUGUUAGUGAGGAUGAUGAUGAUCAGUUAAUAUCUUUGGAUCAUUCACCUUUAGAAGAGAAAAUAAUGGAGGCAAGACCUAGUCAGGAAGCUGACACAAAUGGUGACAAAUCGCUAAUAGAGACGGAUUUCCUUGGAGAUGAUGAAGCACCAAAUGGGAGUGAGGAGUCAAGCACCUGUAUUGAUUUGCUUGGUGAUGAUGACUUUCUCUCGCAAAAACAACAGUCAAGUAAUGCUGAGUAGUUUCUUGCCAAUCUUUUUAGAUUGUAUUAUUUUACCAUCAUCCACUGCUAUACACUGCCUUAGAAAAUCACUUUAAACAAGUGUUGCAUUAACCAAACAAUACCAGCAGCACUGCAACCAUAUCUGGAAGCCAGGUGAUGGGGGAGUACUUUGCAUUUACACAAAAUAUUUGUGUUCCCUCUAUUCAACUACUACCCGUUAAAAUAUAAACAGAAAUAUACGUUCUCGUGGUGUAAAGUAACAUUGUCAAAUUCACAUUCUCUUAAAAGGUACAUGUAUUCAUAGGCAAGAAAGACAGAAGAAGAAGACAGAAUAGACAGAUUUUGGUUCUAUAAUGAAGCUAGUUUGCAUAUACGGUGCUUACGUGUAUGUCCUUUGGUGCAAUCGUAGCAACCCUAAGGAAACCUAAGUUUACUCAGUAACUUUCUGCUCUAAUUCAACACAAUUGCAUCAGGUGAUAUCAUUACUUUUAAAAAAAUAAUGAUGAACAUACUGUUCAUUAAAAAUUGCAUUAUGUUAACUUCAUAGACUACAGUUUUCUCUACCAAGGGAUAGUACCCCGGGUGGUUGUGAUAUCUUUGUACUAACAUUCCUGUUUAUUGUACACAGCCACAAAUGAUCUACUUUCAUCAUUUGAGAGUUCCUCAAGAAGCAAUGGUCAUACUGGAACUUCACUUAUGCCACCCAGCUAUGAAGCAGCAACGAAAAUCCCUACAGCAGGUAAGAUGGCUGGAUAUUGGCCAAGUUCAUUUUGUUUGUGUGUGUACUUUUAUGGACUAAUAUAAAUAGGACGUUUAAAAAAAAACAAUGGAAUGCAGCCGGUAUUCUUCCAUCUUGGUCAGUAAGGGAUUUAUCUCGUGGCCUUAGAAACAAAUGUUUUCUUGUGGGAACAAAGAGGGAAAUCCCGAAAGAGCAUGGUGGGGCUAUUUUGCCUUUUUCGGCAAAAUAGGAGCCAAACGGAGCCAAAGUGUCAGAAAUGAGGUUAUCAUUAAUUUUUUUGCCACAGAAAGUUCUUAGAAUGGAAUGUCCACUACUCACCACUUGUUCAAGUCAUAAAAAUCUAAGACUUCAGUGGUACAAGUCGUUAAGUUGUGCGAUUGGUUCAAGUAGUGAAUGUGAUACGUUUGAGUGAAAUGAACCGAGGUACAUUGGCUGCAUCUGAUUAGACAAGUGUAGAGAGGGGUUCUUGUCAAGUGGUGCGACUCGUACGCGACUUGUAUGAGUCGUAGUGGUGAAAUAGCAUCUCAUUAGAGACACUAGAAAUGGAGAGCAGAGUUGUCGAACUAUAAGCAUCCUACACGACAAACGUUUGAUGUAUGAAACUGCAAAAUGGCUCAAAAUAUACGAUCACACAAAAAGUCUAGUUAGCAAAUGAACAAGAACGUAUGCACCAGAAUAUCCCUCGUUCUAUAACUAAUGAUUACCCCAAACGAUAAAAUUCCAAUGCAUAACUCCUAAGAGUCGUAUCACUAACAGGGCCCAUUCACGACAACUUUGCUCACAAAAUAAAUACUUCUCAGUUUCGCUAAUGAGAUGCAAUUUCACCAGUUUCACGACUCGUACCAGUCGAAACACUUGACAGGGUCCCCUCUCAACAACUUUGCUCACAACAAGUUCUAUUAAACAGACCCUAUUUUAUCCUCAAGACUUUGUAAUUGUAGGCUUCAUGUAAGCACCUAGUACAUUUCAGACCACAGUUACAGCUGAAGUAGUUUGAAGUUUACAUUAAUUUUUGUUAAGUGUAUUCACUUUCCUCGCUUUCUUCAACAGAGAUUCGUAAUCACUGGUUUUAUAUUGGAUAACACCAAUAAUUAUUAUUAGAGCUUUUCAUUUACCUUUUGUAGUUUAUACGAGGGUUGUCCAAUACUCACUACCUGUUCAAGUCAUGAAAGUUCGUGUUGUUUCAAUUUGUAGCAAGGUUGCUUUUAAUCACCUUUUAAGCCAUAACUUUUAGUAGCUAACACAUAGGCCUUAAUGUAUAUGUACUGAACCUAAAAGAUUAACUGAAUUGAUUGCCUUUUUUUGUCUAUCCAGGUGUUGACCAUCCUUCGUCGAUGACAGCUGAUGACUUGUUGUUUGGCUCCCCUACCAGGGAGGAUAGGGGAACAGAAGACAAGUCAGACCUGGAUAUCUUAAACGAGAUCCUUGGUGCCACUGGAGGGUCUGGCGGACAGGGCACUGCAGAAAGUGAUAACAGCUUCAGUAAAACAUGGAAGGACAUGUUUGGGGAUGAGCCUCUUGAAAGUACACGACAACCACAGGAGCCCAGCCAGUCAUGGUCACAAGGAGGGACUAAUUUCAUGAUGCCAUCUGAUCUUCUUAAUAGCAUGGCUAAUUUUGAUCCAUUUAGUCAGUUGCCUGCCUCAACUCAGCCAGGCACUAGUCAAGCGCCAACCACGUUAGAUCUCCUCAAACAGCCUCAGCUCCCCAAGAAUCUGUGGCAGGGUAAUCAAGUAACUUCAGAGUCAAAGCAGAUACCUUCACUGCCAGGGAAGAGUAAGGAGAAGAGCAAAGGGAAAAAGGGCUCAGAUAUGUCUGCUUGGUUCAGUCUGUUUUCUGAUCUUGAUCCUUUGGCCAAUCCCGAUGCCAUUGACCAACAGAACAAGAAAAGUGAAGAGGAUAGACAAUGCUGAAUAAGGAAUUACUCUUUAAAGAGUUACCAAUUGAAAAUUGUUAAGAAUAUCAAAUUGUUCCACGAAUUCAUUGAAAAAGAACAAUGUGGUCCACGAGAGGGGUUGAAGCUGAGUUUAUGGAAAUCUAGUGGCACCUACUAAAUUCACAUAUAUAUAUAUUUUUUUUUUUCAAAUCUGCUCAUCUCAUGCAUCCUUUAAUAACGACAAGUCUACAUUAGGCAUCAUCAUGUUAUAUUGUGGGGCAGGUCUGGCUACUUCUUUAUUGUGGGUAGCUCUUUCUCACUAUAUACAUCUUGCCACUUGGGGCAUAUUCCCUUUAGCGUGAUUCUACCGUUAAGUAACUUUCGUUUUUGUUGCCAGAAUGUAAGGGUUUCAAAAACUACAAGUACAUUUAUUAUUUGGCUGAAUCCUCGAGCGGCUAAGAUAUGCCUAUCUUCUCCACUCGGGAUUUUCCGCGUUGCUCCCGCCUGAAAACAUUCUCUGUUUAGCCAUAUAAUAAAUCCUUUAUUGGCCAAGUUUGUUCGGUCAAUGUGGCUGUAUAUUGGCCAAGUUUUUUUUGGCCUUGUGUCUCGAAUACGAUCAUCGAGAUCGUUCAGAUCGGUUAACCUCUUUUCACAAAUCAGGAAUGGAAUUCAAGCUUAACUUAAUGGCAUUUCUGUGUUGUAGUCUGUAGAGUGUUGUUUGUCAUUGGUCGUAUCGACUUUCGUCCGGGCGAAACGCCUUUGGGCGAAUCGACCACAAGUCUCGGUUAAUGAAAGCAUACUUAUAAAAAAUGGCCAAUAUACAGCCAUCUUGUCCUCUCGCUUGGUCAAUAACGCAUAUAUAUUUCAAGGUUGCCUUUAUGGACUCAAAAGUUGCAACAGAAUUGUAGUUUGCAUUGUAAAAGUAAAAUGGUAAAAUUAUCUUGGAGAACUUCGCCUUUUUGGCGGGGGGUGGGGGGAUGGCUUAACGCCUUGCAUUGUGUAAGAAUUUAUUUUACCUUAUGAUAGGAUAUUGGGAUAAACCUGUCUAUGAUGUUCAAUGGUUUUAAGGUAGCAGCUGAAUGUUAGGGCGCUGUCCAUUUGUCAAAACUGGCCAACCGAACCAGUUAUUUUGACAAUGAAAUCGGCUUUUUCCAAGGGUUUUUGUUGAAGAACCAUCUCCUUCAUACACACUAUUUGGGAUUUGACUGAUUUAGCGGGAUAGUUUUGAUUAAUAGUGAAAUUCUCAUUACGAAAGGGAAGGGUCUGGCCGGUCAGUUCUGACAAAUGGAAAGCGCCCCCUUAGAUUCACUUAAGGUAAGCCGUAGGUGUAGUUACGUUCAGUGUAUAUCAACAGGGUGUAAAUUGCUAUGGCCGUUAUUUUAAGUUAUUUAGGAAUAAAUUAUUGCAGAGUUGUUUAUAAAUUCUGUUUCAGAAACACAGGAUGUUGAGAAAAUUUGAAAGCAGUUGAAUGUUCUGGUUUUAGAACACCAUGCUUCCUUUACAUACACACAAGAACGUCCAUGUAACAAACCUUUACAUAACCAUAGUUAUUAAAGGAGACGAAUCGAAUCGAAUCUAUCAACUAUGAUAUAACGAACGACAUUCUUCGCCCCCUGUUUCAGUAAUAUAAAUUAUAUGGGAACGACCCUCAAUGUAACGCAACCUAGAGAAUAUAUUUGGCAGUUCCUUGUCGUAAGAUGGUUCGUUUGUUCGCAGGCGUCAUAAAUUACACUUUCUUUGAAAUUGCGAUAAAAUUGACUUUAAACCGGAAUGUUAACCUGUCUAGAAUUUUUUUUGUGUGCUACGCGCAUUUAAAUUCAUUUGAAUGGGGAGCCACCUACGUAGCCGUUCUUUGUGUCGUUGCGUAACCCUGUUCUCUACGGAGCGUGACGUCGCCCAUUAUUAUGUCUUAUGUGAUGAAAUAAGAUUAUACCUGAACUAAGGCUUAUGUGUUAAACAUGAGAAUGCUGCUAUAAGAGGGGACAGACGGCAAAUUAUACACACUGUUAAUCAUCAGUAGGUGCUUAAAUGGUUUUGGCUCCAUAAAAUCCUACAACAAUUGCGGUACGUUUUUAGGGGAGCCACCCACAAUGUGAGCAGAGUUACUGACAGGGUAUUUGAGGCCAAGGCCAAACAUCGAACUUUCCAUGAGACGAACUAAACUGGGCAGAUUAAGUUCAUGACAAAUUCGACGUCUGUCUCCGUUGAUUUCGUCUGAAUCAGAGUUUGCUUCGACAUUUGCGUUGUAUCCGUCUGCUCAGAUUCUGAUUGGUUCGACGCUGCAUAAGUUCGACGUCUGACCCAACAGACGAACUUUAAAAUUAAGGUCUACCCAAAUUACAAUUUGGUUCCUCUCAUGAAAAGUUCGACUUUUAGCGUUGGCCUGAGUUAGAAAAACAACGCAGAGUAAGUCAAAAAAAGAUCCAUUGAAUAUGGAACGAAACGAACCGCUAAUGAUUUAAGCACGCGCCCAUAACGUUGAUGAAAGUGCAGUUAAUGCGUUCAGUUUCAUCCAUUAUUUAGGUUACAAACUAUUGUAGGACUCCAAAAGGACUUGUUAAUGAGGACACUUGUAAAUGUUUCAGUACUUGAUGAACUUUAUUAUUUUGUUUAACUUAUGUUUCUUACCGAAGAAUUAAGGGUCAUUGUUAUCAGUCUAAUUUAAAUAAACAAAUGCAAAGU